This is a messenger RNA of Rotaria sordida, 2102 nucleotides long. NCBI's taxonomy places the organism in Eukaryota, Metazoa, Rotifera, Eurotatoria, Philodinida, Philodinidae. The record is from the annotation of a GenBank genome assembly.
CGUGAUUAUUUCACAAUCAUAAGUUAUGAUAUAAUGUUUUCUAAUAACACUUCGACACAUAUUGAGAAAAAGACAUUUUAAUUGUUAUUAUUAACGAAAAUGAUUUCUUCUUAGAUGUGUACAAAAUAGAAUCUGAAUUAUCAUUAUCUUCUAAUACUGAUCUCAAUCGUUCGUCAAUAAAUGAAUUUCAAAUAAUAAUCUCAAUUAAAAAUAAUAAUUCGACUAUGAAUGACAAAUUGUGUUUAGUUGUGACACGUGCAACAUCCAAUGAACAACAAAGAAUUUCUAUUUCAAUAGCAAAUCAAAGCAAUAAUUGUUCUCAAUUAAGACAUGUCUUAUGUAGAAAAAGGUCAAUUAUUAUUGAUCAGAGAAAUCAACAAAUUUGUUUUCGUAAACCAUUAACACUUGAUGUACCUGUUAUUAUAUCAAAUUACUUAACACAUGAAUUAUGCAUGUCUACUUGCAUGGACUUAGUAGCACAUGUCAGUCUUCUACAUAUGAAUAGAUGUUAUUGCUUGGAAACAACUUCGGAAACCAUCGAUUUCAAAGAGAAAUAUAGAGAAUAUAUCACAAAAGACUGUGGGAAGUCCUGUCCAGGUAAUCCAAAUGAAUACUGUGGUGAUACAAAUACAAUCGUUGUCUUACGUAGAAAGAAUGCUUUCCAUACGCAGACAUAUGAUGAAUCUAGGAAAUACUAUAAAACAUAUCCUGAUUUCGUUUAUGAUAGCUGUGUACAGUUUAAUAAUACCAAUCAAUUCGGAAUAUAUCAAUUCAAUAUGCUUAAUAAUCAUGAUAUUCAUCCACGCCAUUGUUUAUUACUAUGUAAAAAGUAUGAACAACGAUAUGCACUUCUUAAUUCAAAUACAUGUUUAUGUAUGAAUAAUACAAUAACAACAACAAACAAGCUGACUUUCUUUAAUUGUGAUCGCAAAUGUUAUGGUAAUUAUUUUUAUAGAUGUGGACACACAAAUGAUUCAACAAUAUAUUCAGUAUAUCUUAUGCGACCCGUAUGUCCAUUAGGUUUUCAAAUGACUGAUAAACAGCAACGAUGUACUCAUGUUACAUAUUUAGUAAAAGAUUCUUUUUCAAGUGCACAAUCUUAUUGUAAAUCUAGAGGUGGGGUACUAGCAAAAAUAAAUGAUAUUUUAGAAAUUCAAGAUCUAUUACCUAAUGGAUUACUUAAUAAUAAUAAUUAUUAUUUCGAUAGAUUUCCAUUUGAUUAUUCAAUAAUUAAUAAAAAAGAGUAUUUUUGGAUUGAUCGUACAACGAAUAUUAUAAAUAACAAUACAACAUCACAAGGUUUUCUCAGAAAUUGUAUCGAAAGAUCAAAAUCAAUUGAUCGAAACUGUAUUGUUCUUCGUCGUGAAAAGAUUUUCGUUGACAAUGUGCUGCAACUUCAACGAUGUUUAUCUGAAUCAGAUCAAUGUUCAUCGGCAUCUGCAACGCCUGUCUGUGUUGACAAAAAUCUAGAAUCUCAUUUAAACACAAUGCCUUCAAUGAUAGUUGAUGAUUUAUCGACCGUAAAAGUUAAUAUGUUCUUAGAUAAUUCAUGUGGUAACGAUACAGAUUAUCAUUUAAUCGAUAUUUUUUGUUAUAAGGUAUUAUUGCACAAAAUGACUUGGCAUGAAGGAAAAGCUGAAUGUGAACGUGAUAACGCUACGUUAUUUUUACCCACAAUAAAUGGGAUGUACCGCUCGGUAACAAAAUUUAUUCCACAUCAACAUAAUAAUAUAUCAUCUACUAGUAUUAUACAUACUGAUUUUUCUUAUGUCAAUGAAACUUCUUAUAUUAAAUGGCGUAAAUCAAUUGAUGAAAGCAUUAAAACACAUAAACCCGAUUAUGAAUACUAUCAUACUUUAUGUAAAGAAUCGUAUCAUGACAAUAUUUUUAAUUUAAUAGAACUUCUAUCUAAUCUAACAAUGAAAGACAUAGAUGAACUAGAAGUUCUUACAACAAAAUGUACACAUAUUAAGCUUGGAUCGAAUUUUUCAGUAGGAAGUGAAUGCAAUGAAAAAUCUUGCAAUCAAUCAGCGACUGUAAUAUGUCAAAAAUUGCCAAUUAUAACGGCUCGUACUGUACUAGCUAAACGUGUUUAUGCAUAA